GUCCGCAUCUGACAUUGUUAGCUCGAAUGGCUAGUUACCGACUGAAAAAUAUAUUUACAUUUUGAGAAGAAAAUACAAACAAACAAAAAACACGUCUGUUGAUUAUUUUCGAGACAAAGUUACAGCCUUCGUGAGGAUAUAUCACAUGUUUUAUGGGUUUCGGUUAACAGUAUUUACGGUCCGAAUUUAGCAAUACAAUAAUGUAAUUAUCCUUUCUUAGCAAACUGAGGGGAGCGUGAAUCACCGUGGAACUAAAGCAGCUAACAAUAGAGUCUUAAUCAGUGUUUCCAACCAGGGUUAUGGUGGCCCAACUGAGGAAAGUUACAGAGUGAAGGCAGAACUACUGACCAAGUUCCAGGCAGCAGAAAACAGAAGAUUCAGAUUAUCAGACUAAAACCUUGAAUGUGUAGACGAGGUUUGUGAAAAGGAGAAUCCCAGGUGGACCGAGGAUGACUGACAUGAUGAAGGUUGAAGCUGAUGAACCUGGAGGGUUCAGCUUGGAGUUUCCCUCACCUGGAACAACCACAUCAGAACUGGAGGAAAUACAAGAGAGCAAAUAUCUCAAUUUACCUGUCUAUGAGACAACAGUGAUCAAAGAAGAGGUUCCCGGUGAUUGGAGCUCCAAUUUGGACCAACAAAAUCCACAAUCCCCCUGCAUAAAGAAGGAAGAAGAACAACAGUGGAUCAGUAAGGAAGAAGAGCAGCUUACUGUGAAGACUGAAAAUGAAGAGAAGCCUCUGUUAUCAGAGCUUCAUCAGACUGAAACCGAAUGUUUUAGAGAGACAGAAGCUCCAACCAGUAGCUCAACUGAACAAAUGGAAACACAAUCUGAAGAGGACUGUGUAAGACCAGAAUCAGACAAGAAUCCAGAAUGUUCCUCUGGAGAAAAUAAAGUAACAGUUCACAAAAGAGGAAAACGAUUCAAACUGUGUUCCAAAUCUAUGGGUCAGAUUGAACUCCAUGAUGGAGAGAAGCCAUUUGGUUGCAGUAUAUGUGGCAAAAGAUUUAAAAGUAAGAAUCAUGUUAGAUUACACAUCAUGACUCACACUGGAAACAGAGAACAUAGCUGUGAUCUAUGUGGUAAAGGAUUUCUAGCGAAGGGUCAUCUUCACACUCACAUGAGACUCCACACUGGAGAAAGACCAUUUGCCUGUGAUGACUGUGGUAAACGGUUUCGAGCAAAGACAAAUCUUAAAACUCACAUGAAGGUCCAUUCUAGAGACAAGCCCUUUUCAUGUGAUGUUUGUGGAACAAAAUUUAAAAGGAAAGAAACACUUAAGAAACACAUUUGGAUCCACACCAAAGAGAAACCCUUUGUUUGUAAUGUUUGCACAAGAGGAUUUUCACGUCAAAAGAGUUUAAAAAGUCACAUGUAUCUUCACACAGGAGGAAAACCGUUUAUCUAGUAUUUGUAGUAAAGGAUUUGCAGUGCAGGAGAAUCUAAAGAGUCACAUGUGCGUUCACACUGGUGAGAAACCAUUUAUUUGUGGUGUUUGCAGUAAAGGAUUUCAUCGACAUGGAGA
Messenger RNA from Poeciliopsis prolifica (blackstripe livebearer), 1523 nucleotides. RefSeq names its product zinc finger protein 624-like. Gene Ontology annotation, cellular component: nucleus. Gene Ontology annotation, molecular function: DNA-binding transcription factor activity, RNA polymerase II-specific; RNA polymerase II cis-regulatory region sequence-specific DNA binding. Gene Ontology annotation, biological process: regulation of transcription by RNA polymerase II. Lineage: Eukaryota; Metazoa; Chordata; Actinopteri; Cyprinodontiformes; Poeciliidae. The record is from RefSeq and is a predicted model, not a curated record. The coding region runs from base 450 to 1406 and encodes 318 amino acids. The transcript is spliced from 3 exons.